AUGGCUUACCGAAGACUUUCAGCAGCUGAGAAGGGAAGGGGUUUGAAAAUGGGGGAACUUCAACCUCCCCGCACAGCGCGUUUUGACUUGGAAUCAGACCUGCUGGCUGUGUUGGAGCAGAGACCAUACCAUUAUGCUAGAUGGCUGGUCAUUCUACAGAGGUGGGAACCGACUGUGUCCCCCACUUCCCCAUCUCUAAUUCCAUUUUGGAUUAAAGUCCAAGGCUUGCCCGUUCAUCUGUGGACGGAGGAGACGAUCGAAUGCAUUGGAAAGGAUAUAGGAAUACAUGAAAAAGCGGAAAUCACUAGGCUCUCAGCUAGGAUGUGUGUUCAUGUUAAUGGAUUGAUACCUUUGAUCACAACCUCUGUUGUUGAAUUUCCUAAUGGAGAUGAAGUCACUACUACGGUGGUCUAUGAACGCUUGGAUAAGCACUGCAUUAAGUGCUUACGAUUAGACCACGAGUUAAAGGAAUGCCUGGUGGCUAGAGUGGAAGCAAAGGCAUUGAAAGCUACCCGUGAAACUGAAGUUAAAGAAGGCAGACCCUCCCACAACUCAGCUCAGGAAUCUUAG
Brassica oleracea var. oleracea is the source of this 570-nucleotide messenger RNA. RefSeq lists its product as uncharacterized. The record is from RefSeq and is a predicted model, not a curated record. Bases 1 to 570 code for a protein of 189 amino acids. The transcript has 2 exons. NCBI's taxonomy places the organism in Eukaryota, Viridiplantae, Streptophyta, Magnoliopsida, Brassicales, Brassicaceae.